GGCGGUUUCCGGCUGUCUUGUCCAAUAAAUACAACAAUGCUGCCCCCUGACGGUCGUGUCCCAGGACGACGGUGCCCGGAACUUCCCCUUUGUCACCGGAAGGAUAACUUUUUGGCUUCCGGAAGAGCGUACGCGGGACUGCACGUGGUCCCGUCCGCGGCGUGUGCUGGCGGUUGCCUCAGCUGCGGGUCCCUGCGUGUAGCCAUGGGGGUCCGCAGCGCGGAGGAGUUGCUUGCCCAGGCCGAGCAGGCCGAGGCGGAGAAGCUGCGGCUCAUCACGGUGCACAAGGACUUGGAGCUCGAGUUCGACCUGGGCAACCUGCUGGCCACUGACAGGAACCCCCCGACGGGUUUGCGGCAGCGGAGCGGGCCGGAGCUGGAGGCGCAGCUGCAGGGCCUGGCCCGCGACAAUGUGCAGCUGCUCAUCAACCAGCUGUGGCGGCUGCCCACGGAGCGCGUGGAGGAGGCGGUGGUGGCCAAGCUCCCCGAGCCCAGCCUGCGGCUGCCCCGCGAGAAGCCGCUUCCCAAGCCGCGGCCGCUCACCCGCUGGCAGCAGUUCGCGCAGCUGAAGGGCAUCCGGCCGCGGAAGAAGACCAGCCUGGUGUGGGACGAGGCCAGCAAGCAGUGGCGGCGGCGCUGGGGCUACCAGCGGGCCCGCGACGACACCAAGGAGUGGCUGAUAGAGGUGCCGGGCGGCGCCGACCCCGACGAAGACCAGUUCGCCAAGAGGCAGCGGGCCAAGAAGGAGCGCGUGGCCAAGAACGAGCUGAACCGGCUCCGCAAUAUCGCCCGCGCGCACAAGGUGCAGCUCCCCAGUCAGGGAGGGAUGCACCCCACUGGCUACCAGAGCCGGGCCGAGCUGGGCAAGGCCAUGCAGGUGGCCAAGGUCUCCACCGCCUCCGUGGGGCGCUUCCAGGAGCGGCUGCCCAAGGAGAAGCCGCCCCGGGGCCCGGGCAGGAAGCGCCGCUUCCAGCCCAACGUCGGCGACUUCGCUGCCGAAAAGCAGAGUCAGCUGGAGCUGAUCAGGGUCAUGAACAGCAAAAAGCCCAGAAUGGACGUGACCCGGGCCACCAACAAGCAGAUGAGGGAGGAGGACAGGGAAGAAGCUGCCAAGAGGAAAACGGCCAGGGGGGGCAACAGAAAGGGCCACGGGGGCAAGCGGAAAGGGCGGCCUCCGGGGCUGGGGGGGAAGGGGAAAGGAGGACCCCCGGGCCCGGGGAACAAGCGGAAAGGGGGGCCGCCCGGUGUGGGGGGCAAAAAGGGACAGCGUCCGGGAGGGAAGAGGAGGAAGUGAUGGAUUUCCUCUAGUACGUUCUGGUAGUGCCUUGUGUUCGGGACUCCGGUGAGAUCCAGAUAGGAUCCCCUGCGCUCUGGAACUCUGCUGCUCUGGUGAAGCACCUCCCUCGGAGACCCGAAACUUAAACGCUUUGGACUUUUAAAAAGUUGAAUGGGGGACAGUAAUCAAGGAAUUUUUUGUGGAGGAGUUGAGACUCGAGCCUAGUUUGAAAUGUUUUUCGGGACUCGAAAACUGCUUGUAACUUUUGGAGGAGGGGGAUUGUUGAGGAAGGUAUGACUAUAUUUCAGAUUCUUGGCAAAAAUUUUAUUUUGUGAGUUCAGAAUUGAGUUUAAAAGUAACCAGUUGUAAAGAUUAAUAAAUGUUGGGUUUCUAUUCAAAAUUGUCUAUGUAUUUGUGAGCUUAUAACUUUAAAAUAUGGUGUAGCAUUCUGAGUUUGCUACCUAAAAACAGCAGCCUGCAGUCAGAUGACUGCCGGAUUUUUAUGAAAAGGAAAUACAGCAACUUGCAGAUGAGUUUGAUAUAGUUGUCUUUGGGGAAAUACCUAAAACUAGAAAAACAUGAGGUUAUGUUUUGAGUGUACAGUGAUUAAUUGUACAUGGAUACCACAUAAGUUUUAAACUUGCAAACUCCUAGAAAAAACUUAUGAAAAAGAAUUUUAAUUAGAAUAUUCCAACUAAUUGUUGGGAUUUGAAUAUUAAUAAGUAUGACUAAUGAUAGCUGACUUAGGGUUCUUGUCCCUAAAGGCCUCCUGUUAUAUUACCUUGACCAUUUUGUAAAAUCCACUUUUUAAUUACUUAGCAUGGUAUCCCUAAGUAAUAUUUAAGCAACUCAUAUCCUUUUGCUGAAAUGAUUUAAUUCAAAAUUCAGAAAAUGAUAAAUUUUCAAUUGUUCAUUUAUUAACCCAUACUUUGUGGUAGUUGCUGGGCAAUGCAAAAAUGAAAAGAGUUUGUCAGGAUCAUACAGCAAUCUCAUAAAUAUAUUUUGGGUUUGUCAUCUCACUAGUUUGUGAAGUAUUCCUAUCGAUUUAGAUCAUAACCCUUGUGCUUUUUCAAUAGUAAUUCCCCCUAUUUUUCCUUAAGACGACCUCCAUUGAGCAUCUGUUUAACAUGAUGAAGGCCUUCCUAUUUCUUAUGUCAAAAACACAUAUUCUAGUGGAAUUGUAUUUGUUUAAAAAAAAAAAAAAAAAGCUGACAGACCAUGGUUUCUAGUCAAUUAGGAUCAGUCCCUAUUAACUUUUUAAAAUGAAAAUUCCUAUUUAUCCAUAGUAAAAGUAUAUGAAUAUUUUAAAUGUCUCAGGUUGCUGAAAAUAAGUUUGCAUUAUUUCUUGUAAUUAUUGAAUUGGAUACAGCAUGGAGAGAACUGAGUGUGGAAUCAGAAAAGUUUGUUCAGAUUUCUUAGACAAGUCAGUUCAGCAUCUUGGGGCAGAAUUUCCUCAGCUGUAAGGUCAAGGGGUUGAAAUGAUUCCAUUGCUUAUCGUAUAACUGGCAGUAUGAUAAGCAAGCACUGGUUUAAAAAAAAAAAA
Sarcophilus harrisii (Tasmanian devil) is the source of this 2818-nucleotide messenger RNA. It is a transcript of the gene RRS1, whose product is annotated as ribosome biogenesis regulator 1 homolog. The transcript has a single exon. Gene Ontology annotation, biological process: ribosomal large subunit biogenesis; ribosome biogenesis; ribosomal large subunit export from nucleus. Gene Ontology annotation, molecular function: protein binding. The record is from RefSeq and is a predicted model, not a curated record. Gene Ontology annotation, cellular component: nucleolus; nucleus; preribosome, large subunit precursor. NCBI's taxonomy places the organism in Eukaryota, Metazoa, Chordata, Mammalia, Dasyuromorphia, Dasyuridae. Bases 37 to 1293 code for a protein of 418 amino acids.